ACGUGGUCUACACGUGUUUGUUAUGCUACUGUGGAAAUACCCUAUCUACACGCAGUAUUGACGUUUUUUCCAUAGGUACUUUGUUACACGGUUGAUUUUACUGCUCAGAUCUAGUCAUGGUUGUGAAGAAGAAAGCACCCAAAGUGGAAGCUUUCGUAUUGGAUGAUGUUAAGCUGAAGAGCCUGACAGAUUCACUAUCUGUGGAAGGUGAUUGUAAGUCUACAGAGCUUGCUCAGCUACUGAAGGACAGUUUGUCUUCCUUUGACCCAGUCGAGCAGAUCCAGCUCAUCUCAAAGGCAGGCUGCAUGCUGGAGCAGCUGAAAGAGGAUGAGUCUCCUUCGAUUCCUUUAUUGGAGGCCUGUCUGCAUGCCCUAUCAUUCCUGUAUAUCAACCUACCAGCUAAGAAUCCAUUGAAAAGAGCUGUAUCAAGUGCAUUGGGUAGUGGUCCAGAUUGGCUACAGCAGCAAAUGGUUAGAUGUCUGUCUGAGGGUCUGUCUGCUGCUUUCUCCUCUGCAGGCACAGAUAAUUUCUCAAACCUAACGGAUAGCAUCACUUCCUGUCUGGGUGGCUUUGUAAUCGGUGAGAAAUGUGUCCAUCAGUUGUUAACAGAAGUUCUCCAGUUCUUUCAAAAGGCUUUGAAUUACUACGUGGAGCAGAACAGGAUUCUGGUCGGUUGUCACGUUGCUCAGGCUCAGCUGAUGCAGUACUCUCUUGCCGCGGUGAAGGCCUCAAUGCUAGUGGUUCAGCAAUCCCAAGAACCUAUUAGUACUGCAGUGCUUUCAGCUUCAAGUGACCAAUCCGAUCUCUAUCAAGCUCUCAGUGGACUGCUCAACUGCUAUACACGUGUUUUAACUGAUGAAGAGUUUGUUCAGGCAGUUCAGAGCACUGCUGGGAUGGCUGCUGUUUUACUUAUUAGAUCUUUAUUGGGCAAUGGAGACAAUGUCUACUUUAUUGUUGCAGGUCUCCUUCAGUGUUCAGUAGAUGCUGGCAGCACCCCUCAGUGGUUGAGGAAGAGCUGUGCAUGUCUGUAUGAGAGCAGCAGACCUGCAGCUGUUGCUCUGUAUCUUAGUCAUGGAGCUUUGGCAAUGCUAAGCUGGAGAGGGAAGACACUCAGUUCACAGGCAGUGAGUCUUCUGCUGCUCAUUCCUGAUGUGCUCUUAUCUUUACAUACAAGAGUCAAGGAGUCCAGUACAGUGAUGGUAGUGGCUCGAGUUUUGACUCUUUGGAGUGGAACUGCAGUUGACUGUGUCCAGGAAGACACGUGCCCUGCUCCCCUACACUUAAAUCUGAUUGGUGGCUCCCCUCUUAUCAUGCGCCUUCAUCACCACAUCUACACCCACUGGGAACAUCCGUUGGAUGGGGUUCGCCACCAAACACGCACCCUUUUCCAGAACCUUCUUACGAUUCACCAGCAUUGCAGUAAUCACAAGUCCGAUCCCACCAGUGACCCUUACGUCAUCCAGCUCACCCAGGACCUUCUAGCUUUAGAGUGGCAUAUGAAAGGGAAAUAUGGUACACUGGCCUGCCUAGUGGAACAUAUAGGUGCAGAAUAUUUACUCAAGCUUGAUGGUGGACUGCCGUCCAGAUUGCUGGGACUGAUGGGGGAUCAAACAUUGGCACCAUAUGCCAGUGAUCUUCUGGAGAAGCUACUUGUCAGCCAUAAGGCCCAGCUGUGUAUGCGGUUUAAAAAUGGGCAUGGAUGGAUGGACAGGUGGCAUGAGGUUUGGGUGACACCUCUUCUGCAGGUGCUGUGCACAGCCCAGUUGGAUCAAACCACUUAUAUACUUGACUACUUCCUCCCCAAACUUCUACGCUGUAACCCCAGCAGCCUUAGCCACAUGGUACAGACCCUGCAGGAGAUGCCAUCUUGCACGGAAAAGGUGACUGGUAAUAGGGGUGCAUUGGGGGCUCUGAUGACGUGUCUGCGUGCUGCUCGUUCUCAGGGUGUUCUUAAGCUUGUGGAUGAGAAGUUGUGGGGUUGCCUAGUGCCAAUCCCACUAAUGCAACAGGCUCUGGUGCACAAACAUGAUCAGGUGAGAAUGGAUGCCUUGGGGUUGUUGUGUGAGACACAUCGCAGCACAGAAACGGUGUCCAAAGAUGAAAUGGAUUUGAUUCGCCACUUCCUGCCAUUUAAUCUGAAUAGUCAGUCACCCGGAAUCAGACAGCAGACAGUCAGUCUGUUAAAGAAGCUCUUGUGUAGGGUGAAAGAUAGUGCUCAGCUGCUGCAAAAGAGACUAGACCAACAUGAGAAUGACACAGAUCAGGAGAUCCUCAGCAUAUACAAGGAGUUCCUGCAUUGGUUCUGUGAGACGCUGUUCCAAGUGUUUCACCCAGGAGCCUCAUUCUCCAGAUGUCUGAUGGCUUUGCACUUGCUGGGGAUAAUCGCUGAACAUUUCACUUUUAACACAGGUACGGGUGGGUUUGCGCUUGGAGAGUCUGUAAGUGCAUCUCAUGCCCAAGGUGUGCUGUUCUGUCUUGCAAGCAACUUUCCUGAAGUCAAACAGCUUGCGUGCAACCUCUUAAAGAAAUUGCCCCCAUCAGCAGUGCAACUCCAGGUGCCAGAAAAGCUUCAGUCUUUGCUACAGGUUGCUCUGGACCUCAGCAUCAGCAACAAACCAUUUGAUAGCAUCACAUCUGCCCAUCUUUUCAACCUACUUUUGCACCAGGAGGGUCUGCAGGAUGCAUUAUUCAGCUGUAUACAAAAGCAUCACGUUCCUUUCCAGCCACCAGCACUGAUCCAGUCGCAAGUGCCUGAAGCUUCCAUACUAGAACAGAAUGCGCUGACAGUGGUGCAGUGGCUGAUGAAGUGUUUGAAGGAUGAGAUUAUGAAGGCAGAGUUGUCUCUUUUGCAAGCUGCUGCUUCCUUUCCUUUAUAUGGAAGAGCACAUUGCAUCACUGCAAUCCUGCAACAGCAAAACACUGGAUCACUUGUACUGCUGACUCAAUGGAGGGCUGUUGUAUCAGAACUCAUAGCCCUGUGCUACAGAAUGUCUGAUGUUGUAUCACCUGUAGUUCAGAGCUCUUCCCCUGAGGGCCUCAUUCCCAUGGAUGCAGAACCUGAUUCCUCUGCUGGCCUACAGAACAUUCUGCAGGAGAUUCAACCUCGUGACUCAAACGAUUUUUUCACUAGUGCCAGAAAGCUGGAGCCUAGUGCAACCGGCCACAACAUCGAGCAACAAGAUCUAGAGAGCACUGUCCAUAAACCACCAAUCUGUAACCAAGGUGAUGGUAAUGGAGAGGCCUACCGAGUCACUUCUCAGAUGGUGCUGGUAUGUUGCUGGAGGACCAUGAAAGAGGUGUCUAUGUUAUUGGGUCAUCUGUGUCACAGCAUGCCCCUGUGCUGUCCUCUCACACACCCUGAUGGCAGCGGAGUCAUCACAGAGGACCAGGUGGAAGGUGUGGGAAUGUACUUUCGGAAGCAGCUGCUACAGUCUCGUCACAGGGGGGCAUUUGAACUCGCCUAUGUGGGCUUUGUUCGACUCACUGAGAUGCUCUGCAGGAGUGGGAGUGCUAAGCUUCAGCAACUACCAGCACACUGGAUGAAGGAGGUUCUUGAGGAAGUGAAAUCCAGUGACCCCUCCUCAAAACUGUGUGCAACUCGCAGAAGUGCAGGAAUACCCUUCUAUAUUCAGGCCUUGCUGUCCUCCGAACCCAAGUCUAGCUGUGGACUCCUAAAGAUGACCAUGAGAUCUCUGAUUGCAUUGGCCAUGCCUUCUAAUAAUGUAACUUCUGACAGUAGCAGUGUGCCACAGGUCCAUGCUCUGAACAUCCUGAGGGCUUUGUUUAGGGAUACACGUUUGGGGGAGAACAUUGUCACAUUUGUAUCAGAGGGCAUGCAAGCAGCUAUCCUGGGUUAUUCUUCUCCUGUGUGGGCUGUGAGGAACUCCUCGACUCUUCUGUUCAGCACUUUGAUUACACGGAUUUUUGGUGUGAAGAAAGAUAAAGAUGAGCACUCCAAAAAGAACAGGAUGACUGGCCGAGAAUUUUUCACUCGUUUUCCUGCCCUUUAUCCUUUCCUCCUCAGUCAGCUCCAGGAAGCUACAAUUUCUGUUAACAGUGAUUCAGGCCAAGUGAAACUGCACCCAAGUCUUUUCUUGUUGUUGGUUGUUUUGGGUCGUCUCUACCCAUCGCCAAUGGAUGGUUCAUCAUCUCCCCUGGGCUUAGCUCCUUUUAUCCCCCUAAUAAUCAGUUGUGGUCAUUCUGCAGUGUAUCGCACACGUGAAAUGUCAGCGAGAGCCCUGGUUCCAUUUGUUUUGGUGACCGAAGUUCCCUUCACCAUUCAAACUCUACUAGAGGAGCUGCCCCAAGAGCUUGGAUCAGCAAUACAACAGAACCACAUUCAUGGAACACUGCUUCAGGUGCUUUCUCUGUUACAUUCCUAUCUAAUGGAUACACACAGACCCCAGUCAGGAAGUGAGCUGCACUGUGACCUCUCCAGUACCCUUUUCCCAAGGCUGUGGCUUGCAACAAGGCAGAAUCCAUGUUUGGUAACUCGUAGUGCGUUUCUGGAUCUACUGGCCUGUCUUUGUGGUGGUCUUCCUGUUCCUUUGUCAGUGUCUCAGUUGAAGAAACUUCGCAAGGAAACUCUGCAUAUCCUUAUAUCCUCAGAACUCAUUGCUCCUCAGGACACCGAAGUCCUAAAACUCUCAGUUCCUGGAGCCACACAGUACCUCCAGAGUCUUGCUAAAAUAGCCAUCAACAUCUGUUUGGAGUCUCCUCACCUGUGGGAAUGUCCAGAGUUUCACAGAGAACUCCUAGAGCGAUUGCUGCAGUGCCCGCAAUAUGAGGUUCGACUGUUUGCCCUGGAACAGCUUUACAGGAGACAGAGGGCAGAAGAUACGUCUCAACAUCGGGAUUUGGGACUCUUGCCCUUUGACCUCAGUGUGUCGAGCCUCACCUCUUUGGCCCUGCAUGAGACACAUCCUGAUUGUCAAGCCAAGGUUAUGCAGGUUCUUGCUGUCCUCCCUCUUCCUUCCUUGCUACCCUGGAGAAAUGGGAUGAUGUCUUUAAGCUGCCAGGAGGUUGUAGACCAUCUGCUCACACUGCUGGAGACAUCUAAACACAGCAUGGAGCUGUACUGUGCUGUGCUUUCCCUAACAUCUCAUCUCGUGGUGCACCUGGCUGAAUCAAUACUGCAGGAGCACAGUGAGGCUGCAGUGCUGUACUUAAACAGAUGGGGGGCACUCGUCUUGCAGGGCUGUGGUGAGGAUCAGCCUACAGAAAUCAAACUCAUGUCAGCAGAGGUGUUGGUGAAGGCAGUCCCCGCUUUACUGAUGACGCCAACCUUGCCUCUUGGUAUCAUACACACCUUGGCGCUAUGGAAGGGCCUGUUUACGUUAUUACAGGAUGAAGAUGCGGAUGUCAGGGACAGGGCUGCUAACUUCACCUCCUACAUUCCAGCACAUUUGCACAGUACAGGUGUUGUAAUGGGUGCUGUCUCUCCUCCAGUUGCUCUGGAGAUGGGGGUUGGUUAUUUGUGCCAGCUGUUCCAAAUGUGGGGCCAGGUUGCUGCUGGUGUGGUGAAUUUGAUAGAGUGGCUCCUGGGUGACGAACAGUCAGAUUUAAGUUGUGAGGAUUCAACAAGUUUGGAUGAAGAGUUCCUCUUUGAGAAAGGCGAUCUUAACCUGUGGGCGGAGCCUUUGUUAUGGGCACAGAUGUUGCACAGACACCUCUCUACCCUCUUAAGAGUGACGUCAACUGGUAUAAGCACCACAGAACAGGACAGGCUAUCAGCUAUUGCAAACCAUAAUACCUUGGUGGCUCUGCGUUCAGUGGAAACCCUCCCUGCACUGCCCCAGUUUUCAGCCACCCUCAAAUACACCAAAAUAACAUUGCUGAAAGAGAGAUCAUCACUGGCGCAGAAACUUCUUACAACAUCUUAAAUGACUGUGUAAGAUACAGGUUAACGUAUUAAGUGAAUUAUGAAUUUAUUUUAACCUUACACUGAUUUUCCAAUUUAAGAGCAAAACUGCAUGCCGGCAUGACUACAACCUUUUUUUAUGUUUUUACUAAAAUAAAAUAUAUUGGAUUAAUUUGA
Messenger RNA from Danio aesculapii, 6037 nucleotides. It is a transcript of the gene thada, whose product is annotated as THADA armadillo repeat containing. The record is from RefSeq and is a predicted model, not a curated record. Gene Ontology annotation, biological process: tRNA methylation. The coding region runs from base 117 to 5882 and encodes 1921 amino acids. Gene Ontology annotation, cellular component: cytosol. Lineage: Eukaryota; Metazoa; Chordata; Actinopteri; Cypriniformes; Danionidae. The transcript is spliced from 38 exons.